Teleopsis dalmanni is the source of this 1979-nucleotide messenger RNA. RefSeq names its product cytosol aminopeptidase-like. Gene Ontology annotation, cellular component: cytoplasm. NCBI's taxonomy places the organism in Eukaryota, Metazoa, Arthropoda, Insecta, Diptera, Diopsidae. Gene Ontology annotation, biological process: proteolysis. The coding region runs from base 97 to 1701 and encodes 534 amino acids. The record is from RefSeq and is a predicted model, not a curated record. Gene Ontology annotation, molecular function: metalloaminopeptidase activity; manganese ion binding. The transcript is spliced from 9 exons.
AACUUGUGUAAAGAUUGUUUCAAAAAACUUCUCUGAGACAAAAAAAAAUUGGAAAAAAAAAUUUUAAGUAAUAAAAAUUAAUUAGUAAAAAGCAAAAUGUCUUUAAAUCCUAUAAUGACUCUCUUCUCAAUGAGCCUCUGCCAAAAGCGUCUUUUAAGUCUCGUUAAAUCAAAAUUGCAAACGCGUUCCUUUGCAGAGGAUUGUAGUGGAAAGAGUAAGCUAAAAGGAAUCGUAUUGGGUUUGUAUGAAAUAGAAGAAGAAGGUCUUCAACCGGUGCUUACUAGUAGCGCUGAAAAGUUUGAUGAUCGCGUUAAGGGAAAAAUUACUGAUCUUGUUAAAAUGUGUCAAAUGAGUGGCAAAACAGGAGUAGGUCAGGUAUUUAAUAACAUUGAUAUGGAGUUUCAGUCAGUAGCGCUUGUUGGCGUUGGAAGACAAGGAAUAGGGUUCAACGAGCUGGAAAUGAUUGACGAGGGAAUGGAAAAUGUUCGAGUAGCAACAGCAGUUGGUGCCCGCAGCUUGCAAGCAAUUAAUUGCGGAGAAAUUUAUGUUGACUCAAUGGAGUACCCAGAACAGGCAGCUGAAGGUAGUUCUUUAGCUAUUUGGAGAUACCAUGAACAUAAGGAUAAAAAACACCGCACAAUAACACCUAAAUUAGAAUUGUAUGACCAUAGCGAUGUGGAUGCGUGGACACGUGGUUUAUUUAAGUCCGAAGCACAAAAUUUAGCACGUCGACUUAGUGAUACACCAGCUAAUUUAAUGACGCCAACUACUUUUGCACAAAAUGCAGUUGAUGCACUGUGUCCAUGUGGUGUCACUGUUGAGAUAAGAACAAUGGACUGGAUUGAAACCCACCAGCUCAAUUCAUUUUUAAUGAUUGCUAAAGGUUCAUGUGAACCGCCAAUACUUUUAGAAGUUAGUUAUUGCGGUACCGCGCCAGAAGAUAAGCCCAUCUUGUUAGUCGGCAAAGGCAUGACGUUCAAUAGUGGUGCAAUCAAUUUGCGUCGUUGCAAAGAUAUGGAUGAAUUUCGAGGAGCUAUGAGCGGGGCUGCUGUUAUUGUAGCAACAAUACGAGCUGCUGCUGCAUUGUCACUUCCUAUUAACAUAUCAGCAGUUAUACCAUUGUGUGAGAAUAUGCCAUCCGGUAUGUCAACUAAGCCAGGCGAUAUAAUAAGAUUGUUAAAUGGUAAAACGAUGGCAGUAAGGGAUCUCGAUAAAGCUGGUGUUGUCAUAAUGGCAGACCCAUUGUUAUAUGGGCAGGUUACUUAUAAGCCUCGCUUAGUUGUGGAUGUUGCCACAUUGGGUUACGGCGUGAAGAAAACCUUAGGCGGUGGCGCUACUGGUAUUUAUUCGAAUUCGCAUUACAUUUGGAAGCAGUUCCAGAAAGCAGGUUCACUAACUGGGGAUCGUGUGUGGCGUUUUCCAUUAUGGCAAUUUUAUAAGAAACUUGUAACUAAUAAUGUUAGCUAUGAUAUUAGCAACAAUGGAACUGGACCUGCGUCUUCAUGUUUGGCAGCUGCUGUCCUUAAUGAACUUGUACCAUGUGUGGAUUGGGCACAUUUAGAUACACGAGGUGUGGGCAUGUUAACCAAAUUUGGUACCAUACCGUAUUUGUUGAAGGAUCGCAUGACUGGCCGUCCUACGCGUACCAUGGUACAAUUCCUAUAUCAAUUGGCUUGCCCGGAUGCAAUGAAGCUCAAAUAAUCUAAUUACAAGUAAUAUUCUUAACUAGAGUCCAUUGAACCCAUGUCUGUUAAGUGUGGUAUAUAUGCAAAUUCGUUGUCAUUGCAAAAUGUCUGAGCUUAAGUAGAAAAAAGCGGUUAUUAUGAGGAGAGAAAAUCAUUAAUUAUUCCUACAUUACUUAAUAUAAAGCCAAAAAAAUUUUUUGUUACAUUUUAUGCAAAAUUAUAAGUUAAUUAAAUUUUGGUUAUUCAGCAAGUAAGUGAAAAACUAUCAAAAUUAUAUUUUAGAACAUUUUUUGA